AUGAUAGAUUCUGCUUUCAUCAAAUCAUAUGUGGAAAAAAAAAAUGACUUUUUUUUUUUUCUUUUUUUUUUUUUUUUUAACCUAUUUCAGGAAUAUCCGUUCAUACUGGAUGCGUUUCAGAGAGAGGCCAUUCUGUGUGUUGAUAACAACCAGUCUGUUCUCGUGUCUGCUCAUACAUCAGCUGGAAAAACAGUGUGUGCCGAAUAUGCUAUAGCCCUUGCUUUGAGAGAAAAGCAGAGAGUUAUUUUUACCAGCCCCAUCAAAGCGUUAAGUAACCAAAAGUACAGAGAGAUGUAUGAAGAAUUUAAUGAUGUUGGAUUGAUGAUGACUGGAGAUGUAACUAUAAACCCUACAGCCUCCUGCCUCGUGAUGACAACUGAGAUCCUGAGAAGCAUGUUAUACAGAGGUUCAGAAGUCAUGAGAGAAGUUGCUUGGGUCAUUUUUGACGAAAUCCACUACAUGAGGGAUUCAGAAAGAGGAGUAGUGUGGGAGGAAACCAUUAUCCUCCUCCCAGAUAAUGUACACUAUGUCUUUCUUUCUGCCACCAUACCCAACGCCCGCCAGUUUGCUGAAUGGAUCUGCCACCUGCACAAACAGCCUUGUCAUGUUAUCUACACAGACUAUCGCCCGACUCCCCUUCAACAUUACAUAUUUCCUGCAGGGGGCGAUGGCCUCCAUCUUGUCGUGGAUGAGAAUGGCGAUUUUCGAGAAGACAACUUCAAUACAGCAAUGCAGGUAAUUAGGGAUGCUGGAGAAGCCUCCAAGGGAGACCAAAGAGGACGUAAAGGAGGAACAAAAGUACCUGAUGUCAUUCUCCUUCCAGGACCCUCUAAUGUGUUCAAGAUUGUCAAAAUGAUUAUGGAGCGCAACUUCCAGCCAGUUAUUAUCUUCAGUUUCAGCAAGAAGGAGUGCGAGGCCUAUGCUCUGCAAAUGUCCAAGCUGGAUUUCAACUCUGAUGAAGAGAAAAAGAUGGUGGAAGAAGUGUUUAAUAAUGCCAUAGAUUGUCUAUCAGAUGAAGAUAAGAAGCUUCCACAGGUGGAGCAUGUCCUCCCUCUUCUGAAGCGAGGUAUUGGGAUCCAUCAUGGAGGAUUGCUGCCCAUACUGAAAGAGACCAUAGAGAUUCUUUUCUCUGAAGGUCUACUAAAGGCUUUGUUCGCAACAGAAACCUUUGCCAUGGGUAUAAACAUGCCAGCCAGGACUGUGCUGUUCACCAAUGCACAGAAAUUUGAUGGGAAAGAUUUUCGUUGGAUCUCCUCGGGCGAGUACAUCCAGAUGUCUGGCCGUGCAGGAAGACGUGGCAUGGAUGAAAGGGGAAUUGUAAUCCUUAUGGUUGAUGAAAAAAUGAGCCCAACAGUUGGCAAACAACUUUUAAAGGGAUCAGCUGAUCCGCUAAACAGUGCUUUCCAUCUCACCUAUAACAUGGUGCUGAACCUCCUGCGGGUGGAAGAAAUUAACCCUGAGUACAUGUUGGAGAAAUCCUUUUACCAGUUCCAGCAUUACCGGGCUAUACCGGGAGUAGUGGAGAAGGUGAAGACAUUAGAGGAACAGUAUAACAGUAUACAGAUCCCCAAUGAGGAGAGUGUUGUAACAUACUACAAAAUUCGUCAGCAGCUUGCCAAACUUGGCAAAGAGAUUGAAGAAUACAUUCACAAACCCAAGUAUUGCCUGCCAUUUCUGCAGCCAGGGAGGCUAAUUAAGGUAAGACUGUGCAAUGACUAA
Molecule: messenger RNA, 1719 nt
Organism: Staurois parvus
Lineage: Eukaryota; Metazoa; Chordata; Amphibia; Anura; Ranidae
Source: the annotation of a GenBank genome assembly